AUGCCACAAACAGUGCCAACGGCCGCAGGCUUCUCGCCCACAUUCGACUACACGACCUUUCAAUUUGAUCUGUCCCUUCUGCCCGACGACUACACCACGUCCAUCACUCAGACAACCCUAAAACCAACUCAGAUUAAACAAGAAGUACACUCACCGCGACCAGGAUCACCAACAACCUACCCAAGUCCCCCUUAUCCCGGUCUCACUGGCCAAUUGUCCCCAAAUUAUUCACGUGACGCGUCACCAGGAUAUCCUACCAGUCCGUACUACGUACCCCAGAGCCCGCAGAGUGCACAAUUGUAUCCAACGAGUCCGGAACCAGUGAAGCAACCGGUCAAGAGGGAGAAGAGUCUGGAUCUACUCGCAAUUCUUCAAGAAUCAAGACUUUUGGCCGAAAGUCUUGGAUACAAAGAGGACUCAACCGACUGCACAGUUCCCUGCACACCCCCUCGUACUGAAGAAGACAUUUACAACACUCUGGACACAGAUUUUUUCCCAAAACGAGAGGAAUCCAACCCUCUGCUCAAGGAAAUCCUCUUCAAAGAGGAGCCCCGCUCUAUCAGUUCCUCCCAAUCAUCCUCCCCAGCUCCAGUGGAGCUGGAAACCUCCCCGCUUCGCACCCUCCUCUUCAAGGACGCCCGCAAAGACUCUGCACUCCAAGAAACCCAAAAAAACACUCCACUCAUUCCGAAAAUUGAGAUUCAGGACGAGGAGACCCUCGCCUCCGGUCAGAGGAUCGCCGAUCCUCUCUGUCGAGAGGAAGAGAUCUUCAAGGACAAUCAGAAGAACGAUCAUCAGCUGCUGAGGGAGGUCCUCAGGGACACCAGCUUCCAGAGGAAAUAUAAUCUGAGACCUGUGGAACUUGGUGGGGUUGGCACUGGGUUCGUUGAGGAUAUGGACAGCAGUGAGUGCGUUGGAGAUCUCGCACGUGAACAGAUUGAACCUGUGUUGAGUCUAGCUAUUCAACAGCUGCAGAAGGACUUCGAUAAUACUUGUGUUGCACUUGGAAUUCAUCCUGAACCCCGUCGUUGGAGUGCAGCAGACGUAGCAGCAUGGGUCCAAUGGGCGAGGAGACAGCUCCAGUUGCCGUCGGUCCCCCUGGACAGCUUCAACAUCGAUGGCGCGACUCUCGCCUCCCUCACUGAAGAGGAAUUCUGCCAGCGAGCGCCUCAGUGUGGAAGUAUGCUGUACGCACAAUUGGAGAUUUGGAAAGCUGCGGUUGAAGAGUCACCGAGAAAUACACUUGCUGCAUCCUGGAGUCCAGCUGGCGUUGUGCAGCCAGCUAGUAAUGGGAAUCCCAGUCCAUCGUCCUCGAUGACGAGCGCCGGACCUGCCAGUGUUACCGCUUCGUCUUGUAAUAUGGAUUACAGUGAUGAUGAAGAUGAGGAUUCAAGUCCAGUUCAAACCCCCACAAGCGGUGGAAAAAUGCGAAAUGGAGGCUCCCACAUCCACCUCUGGCAGUUCCUGAAAGAACUCCUACAGAGUCCCGGACUCCAUGGAUCCUGCAUCCGCUGGCUGGACCGCACAAAGGGUGUCUUCAAGAUCGAGGACUCCGUCACAGUCGCAAGACUCUGGGGCAAACGCAAGAACAGGCCUGCAAUGAACUACGACAAACUCAGCCGCAGCAUCAGACAGUACUACAAGAAGGGCAUCAUGAAGAAGACCGAGCGGAGCCAGAGGUUAGUCUACCAGUUCUGUCAUCCGUACAGUCUUUGA
This is a messenger RNA of Diachasma alloeum, 1716 nucleotides long. It is a transcript of the gene Ets98B, whose product is annotated as DNA-binding protein D-ETS-4. Gene Ontology annotation, biological process: regulation of transcription by RNA polymerase II; cell differentiation. Gene Ontology annotation, molecular function: DNA-binding transcription factor activity, RNA polymerase II-specific; sequence-specific DNA binding. The transcript is spliced from 5 exons. The record is from RefSeq and is a predicted model, not a curated record. Gene Ontology annotation, cellular component: nucleus. NCBI's taxonomy places the organism in Eukaryota, Metazoa, Arthropoda, Insecta, Hymenoptera, Braconidae. Bases 1 to 1716 code for a protein of 571 amino acids.